UUGACAGGUAAACAAUGUGAACUAGCUGAGCCCAGGUUUGUAUCGGAAACUUGAGUAGGUCUCUAUAUAAAUUGCGUUCCCUCAUCUCGGUUUGGUCAAGAGUUCUCUUUAGCCGUGCUAACACUUAGACCAUUAACAAUGCAGCUCAUUACAGUCAUCACACUGUUCGCUUCCUUGACUGUGAGUUAUGCAGCGAUUGUUCGUGGCAGAGUUCCCUGCCCAGAUGGACACAAAGAUGGAGAUGUGUUGUAUCUACCAAACUGUGUGCGUUUUAUCUGCAGGUCCACCGAGUACACCUAUGAGAGCUGCGGCGCUUUGGGCUACGAUAAAACAACAUGCUACUCCGUUAAGACCAACGCCACUGCCAACUACCCAGAGUGCUGCAAAGCAAAAUUGUACUGCUUGGGAGAUGCUGACUUUGACCCAGCCUAUUUAGACUAUCCAGCUCAGUAAUAACACAUUCCAGCCUAUUUAUUUGUACCUACUAUAUAAUAGGUUAUCAUAGUAAAGGUUCUUCACAUUAA
Messenger RNA from Biomphalaria glabrata, 524 nucleotides. RefSeq lists its product as uncharacterized. The record is from RefSeq and is a predicted model, not a curated record. Bases 139 to 453 code for a protein of 104 amino acids. NCBI's taxonomy places the organism in Eukaryota, Metazoa, Mollusca, Gastropoda, Planorbidae. The transcript has 3 exons.